Messenger RNA from Owenia fusiformis, 1536 nucleotides. The record is from the annotation of a GenBank genome assembly. Lineage: Eukaryota; Metazoa; Annelida; Polychaeta; Sabellida; Oweniidae.
AACGAAGACCACACUUAGCUAACAUUUAGAUAGACUUUCAGAAACAAAAUGGCCUACGUGGGUCUUAGGAAACCACCACGACCCACAGUCAGGGUUUACAAUGAUUCGGACUAAAACGAACGUUUACUGAACCAGAACAGUUAUAGCUUUACGAUGUUACAAUCAAACUUUCGAAACACGAAGUUUAAACUUCUGUGUAUAAUGAUUGUAGCAUUAUUUGAUGCUGUGAUAUCUGAUGGACCUUACGGUUGCGAAGAUUUGGAUUUUGGAAUUUACGAGUGUGAUUUCCGUUUAGUUAGCACACCCUUUAAUUCUGCCGAUUUCUUUCCGCAAAAGCCACAACAGCUGACUCUGAAAUAUGUAAAUAGGCCUUUGACUUCAGGACUUUUUGCUGCAUUCGCUGAUAUAGACACGGAUUCGUUUGUUAUGGGUGGUGAACCAGCCAGAUUGGAUAUAGUUUGCUCUUACGGUGUCUCACUCAUGAUGGACCCUGGUGCGUUUACCGGGCUUAACUGGAUUCAAGCUGUAAGCUUCAGCAGAUGUCAACUGGUAACAUUCCCCGAGUCGGCCUUUGCUGCCUUUGGGACCCUAGACAGUCUCGCAUUCUAUGGUGGAACACUGGGCAACGUAGACAGAGAUGGCCUCAAAGGUUUAAAUAUUGCCGAAGACACGUCUUUAUUUGAUCCCAAGGGGGAGAUCGUGUUUGAUAGAGCCCAGUUCUCAAGCGGCAGAAUCCCCUUUAGCUUCCUCUCACACGCUAAGAAUGCUAGCAGUGUCAUCCUCAACUCGAAUGGUGUGAAGACAAUUGAUGCGUUGGUUUUGGACGGAUUCUUCGAUCUGAAGAGACUAACUCUCAGUGGCCAGCAGUUUGAUUCCUUGCCCAGCGACACCUUUUACGGCCUGGAUGGAUUGGGUCAUAUCACUAUGGACCGUAUGCCUUGGGAAUGCACAUGCGAGAACGCCUGGUUCUUCACGUGGGCGUUCGUGCGGAAGGCCACAUUGGAAGGUGAUCUCAUUUGUAAUGGACCAGCCGACUAUAAAGGUCAGAGGUUCAGAGUAUUUAACAAUGUACUUUGCCCCUCAGUAGACGAGGAUUCAACAGCAACAAGUAUAGAUCUAUUUGGGAUUAGCAUGGAGAUUUAUGAUCUUGUGAGUUAUUGUGUUACUAUCAUCGCAUUGGUAAUAUCAAUUAUUGGACUGGCUAUUGCCUGUCACAACAAGAAACGACUAUCAAGAGUCACCCCCGUGGAAACACUUACAUCGGUCAAGAUUGACAAGACAAACCAAAGUAAAGUAACAGGGGGAGUGAAGGGAAAAUUUCAGACAGCUGUUAAGAAAAUCACGAAACCAGUUGGUAAAAGUAAGGGAAAUGCAUGGGGAUAAUACAGAUGAACUAGUGCAUACAAUGAAAUAGUGAAUACAAUGAAUUAACUAGUGCAUGGGGAUAAUAAGAAUGAAAAAGUGCGUGGGAUAAUACAAUGAAAUAGUACAUGGGGAUAAUAGAAAUGAAAUAGUGCAUGUGAUAAUACAAUGAAA